Molecule: messenger RNA, 1221 nt
Organism: Symbiodinium natans
Lineage: Eukaryota; Dinophyceae; Suessiales; Symbiodiniaceae
Source: the annotation of a GenBank genome assembly
AUGGCAGCAGGUGGUGUUGACGAACUUCGCGGGUCGUUUGGGCCCCCGAUUAUUGGCUCAGUUCCUCUGUUCGUGAUCUUGGGCAUCCUGACCUUGGCAGCAUGGAACUUCUACCUGACGGCUGUUGGCUUCUUUGAGCUGUGGUUUCCAAAUCACCAGUGGGCCUUCGUGGCAUCCAUGACUUAUCAGGCGAUGAACGUGCUUGGCACCACCACCAUGGUGAAAGUCGGGCAGAAGGUGCCCUUCAAGCCUGCAUAUCUUGCAGCACUGGCGGUGCAGCUCGUGAUGAUUCUGGCGAUGCCCAUGCUGGCUUUCUGGACCCCAGAAGAGGUUGGAGAGGUUGUCGUUCCUUCAACCUGGGGCUUCGCCGCCGCCCUGGCUUGCUGCGCUGUCUUGGGAUUGGCGGAGUCCUGCUUCACGUCGCUCAUCUGCGGACUUGCGGGGUCAAUGGGAGAUCCUAAGCUGAUGGGAGCCAUCAUGACGGGUCAAGGUAUUGUUGGCGUGCUAUGUCCGAUAUUGAUGCUGUCGCUGAAGUUCAUCUCCGGAGAUCCCAUGAAAUGGAAGUACCAGGUCGUGUUCGGCUUCUUCGGCUUCUGUGCAGCCUUACAAGCAGUCGGCUUGUACCUUGUUCGGUACGUGCCCAGUUCUUACCAGGAGAACAGGCAGCCUGAAGCCACGAUGGCGGAUGUGAUACGCAUCAGCUCCUUCACCGUCUCGGAGCCGGCGGAGCCGGACCCCGCUCGGCAGCUGAUCUCUGGGCAGCGCACCCUGGGCGCCGUCCUGAAGGAUGUGGUCCCUCAGCUUGUGAACGUCUCUGUGAUCUUCGUGGUGACCUUCGUGGUGUUUCCCGGCGUGGCGGCCACCUGGUCUCCGCAGCUGGAGUUCUUUGUCAGCAAAGGUCCGUUGGGCAAGGACUGGUACGCGACGCUCGUGAUCGGCAUCUUCCAGAUCUUUGAUGUGGUAGGUCGGGCGACACCCAAGGCGCUCGAGAAGAUCGGAGUUUCUCCGAGGAGGCUGUUUAUCCCGGUUUGGCUGCGGUUGGUCUUCAUCCCAGCUUUCAUGCUUCUGCAGCGCUACCCCAACUCAAUCGCAGCUCCCUGGCAGGAUGUUGUUGCCUUUGCAGUCAUGGCCCUUUUUGCGGCCUCCAAUGGAUGGUGUAGCACUCUGGCCAUGAUCUACGGGCCGUUCGUUCUUAUAUUUCCGUUUAUUGACUUUACAUAA